This is a messenger RNA of Tetrahymena thermophila SB210, 741 nucleotides long. RefSeq names its product kinase domain protein. The transcript is spliced from 2 exons. NCBI's taxonomy places the organism in Eukaryota, Ciliophora, Oligohymenophorea, Hymenostomatida, Tetrahymenidae. Gene Ontology annotation, molecular function: protein binding. The record is from RefSeq and is a predicted model, not a curated record.
AUGUAGGAAUAUCUUUAAAAAAAGCUUUAGGAAUAUUCAAGCAAACCAAAUUAGUAAGAUUAAAGUUAUUACACAACUUAUAAUAACUUUGGGUUUAUAUUGUAUAAUAGAUAAGAUUAUCAUUAAGCUAUUGAAAAUCUAAGAAAAUCUAUUGAAAUUUAAACAAUAAUAUAUUAAAAGAAUCUUCAUUUAGAUUUGGCUAUUACUCAAUUAAAUAUUGCAUUUUGCUAUACAAAAUUAAAAGAAUAUUAAAUAGCUAUUGAGUAUUGUUCAAAAUCUUAUUCUGAUUUUCAAAAAAUUAUUUAAAAUGAUAAUCCUUAUUCUUUUCAUUUUGAAAAUUUGAUUGGAACUUGCUAUUAUAAUUUAGAAGAUUACUCUAAAGCUAAAUAAAAAUUAAAAAUCUCAUAAGAAAUAGCUGAAUAAUUCGAUUUAAAAAACCUUCAAAUUUUGAGCUUAAAAAUUUAAAGUGAAUUCUAUAUUAAAAAAAAUGAUCCUUUUAAAGUCAUCUAGAUAUAUUUCGAUAUUUUACCUCUUUAAGAAAAAUAACUUGGAAAAUAUCAUACUGAGAUUGCUGAUUUAAAAUAGAACAUUGCAGAUAACUACUUUUAGUUAACUUUAUAUGAUAAGGCAAUAAUAUAAGCAGAUCAAUCAUAUUAAAUCUAUCUACUAAACAAAAAUAAGGUAAAAUAGUAAUAAUAAGAAUAUUUUAUCAUUAAAUGCCUCAGUUAAAUACUUUGUUGA